AAUGGUUAGUCCUCCAACUUUGACAUUCUCUCGAAGCCCAAAACUUACGUGAAAUCUCCCGUCGCCUCGGCGUACUUGGUCUGCUCCUCGGUGAGGAAUCGCGUAAGGGUGAUGAUGUCGGUGUUGAUCUUCUCCUGCGCUGGGCCUCCCUCGUUACUGUUGGAAGCCAUUUUGUGAGAUGUUCUGAAUGUUCAAUCUACAAUGCGAAAAAGUAAGGGAUGGCGAUGCUACAAUGGCAAGUUGGUAUCAACGGGGAAAGGAAGAUGGGAAAGAGUAUGGGGAAUGGGGAAGUUUGGAGAGAGGGAUGGUGAAAAGCUAUCAAGGUCGAGUCCAGCAAAAAGCGGAGCGCAGUAUCGUUAUGAAGUCAGGGUGGGUAGAGUCGGGCAGGCGGACCACACUUCUGUGCUAUUUGUUUGGCAGGCGCUGGGAGCUAUAGCCCUCGGCAACUGGUCGGACAUCAUAGGCAACUCACGAUACUUCAGCCGGGCGGUCUCAGCCACAGUUACUCCGGAUCAAGGCCGAAUUUCGUGGGAAAUUUCCCGAGCUUGAUGCUCGACACGGUCUGGCCAUGGGCGAAAAUACAUGGCUCGAGUCGUGUGCGGAAAUUGACGCGCUUUGUUGCGGGAGCGCGUGGUUGUCGAGCUAUGAUGCAGGUGCGGAGACG
Messenger RNA from Alternaria alternata, 664 nucleotides. RefSeq lists its product as hypothetical. Lineage: Eukaryota; Fungi; Ascomycota; Dothideomycetes; Pleosporales; Pleosporaceae. The transcript has a single exon. The record is from RefSeq and is a predicted model, not a curated record. Bases 202 to 549 code for a protein of 115 amino acids.